This is a messenger RNA of Symphalangus syndactylus (siamang), 3090 nucleotides long. RefSeq lists its product as uncharacterized. Lineage: Eukaryota; Metazoa; Chordata; Mammalia; Primates; Hylobatidae. The record is from RefSeq and is a predicted model, not a curated record.
GUAAGCCCACUCCAUUAGGAACCAUGUUAAAUAAUUUCAAAAAAGGUUUUAAUGGAGAUUAUGGGGUUACUAUGACCCUAGGAAAACUUAGGACCUCGUGUGAGAUAGAUUGGCCAGCAUUAGAAGUGAGUUGGCCAUCAGAAGGAAGCCUAGACAGUCCUUUGUUUCAAAGGUAUGGCACAAGGUAACUGGUAAGCCAGAAAACCCAGACCAGUUUCCAUACGUAGACAGUUGGUUACAGCUGGUUUUAGACCCCCCACAGUGGUUAAGAGGACAGGCAGCAGCAGUACUAGUGGCAAAGGGACAGACAGCCAAGGAAGAAUCCCGCUUCACCCACCGAGGGAAGUUGGCUCCUAAAGUCCUGUCCGACCCAACAUCAAAGGAUUCAUGGUAAGAAAGAGCACCAGUGGCCCCUCCUUUCACCAAGAAAGAAGGGCUCCCACUCCUGAGCCCACUGUGCCCAAGCUUCCACAAGGCCUACAUACCCCUAGGCCACCUAGAGUAGAAAAGAAAGGAUGCGAGACCUCAGGAGAAACUCCUCCCUUGGUAGCCCAUUUGAGGCCUAAAACUGGGAUACAAAUGCCCCUGAGAGAGCAACGGUAUACUGGGGUAAACGAGGAUGGGCAUAUGGUGGAAAGGCAUGCCUUUGUGUACCAACCCUUCACCUCUGCCAAUCUCCUCAAUUGGAAAAACAAUACCCCAUCCUAUACUGAAAAGCCUCAAGCUAUAAUUGAUUUGCUCCAAACUAUUAUCCAGACCCACAACCCUACUUGGGCUGAUUGCCACCAGUUGCUCAUGUGCCUCUUUAACACAGAUGAACGGCAAAGGGUGCUCCAAGCAGCAACUAAGUGGCUAGAGGAACAUGUUCCGGCUGAUUACCAAAACCCCCAAGAGUAUGUGAUGGCCCAGUUACCAGGGACAGACCCGCAGUGGGACCCAAAUGAAAAACAGUAUGCAAAGGCUAAACUGGUAGAGGGAAGCCCUCCUGGAAGGGUUAAAGAAAGGAGCUCAGAAGGCCACCAAUAUAAAUAAAAUAUCUGAGGUUAUUCAAGGAAAGGAAGAGAGUCCAGCACAAUUUUACGAGAGACCAUAUGAGGCCUAUCGUAUGUAUACUCCCUUUGAUCCCAACAGCCCUGAAAACAAGCACAUGAUUAACAUGGCUUUAGUUAGUCAAAGUGCAGAAGACAUUAGAAGAAAACUACAUAAACAGGCUGGGUUUGCAGGCAUAAAUAUUUCACAGUUGUUGGAGAUAGCCAACCAGGUGUUUGUGAAUAGAGAUGCGGUAAGCCGCAGAGAGAACUGCAGAGAGAGCGGACACCAAGCCCAGCGAAAUGCCGACCUGCUAGCCGCAGCAAUAGAGGGGUCCCCCCCGAAGGGGUGAGAAAGGGGGGCCCCAGGAAAAAUACCCAGUCUGGCCAUCCACGCUUGCAGCGUAACCAGUGUGAGACUCCGUCUCAAAAAAAAAAAAAAAUAAAGACCCCCCCAUGCUGUGGUAACAUUAAUGAACACCAAAGGACAUAAUUGGCUAAUGAAUGCUAGACUAACUAGUACCAAAGCUUGCUCUAUGAGAAUCCCCGCAUAACCAUUGAAGUUUGCAACACCCUGAACCCCGCCACCUUGCUUCUGGUAUCAGAGAGCCCAGUUGAACAUAACUGUGUAGAGGUGUUGGAGUCAGUUUAUUCUAGCAGGCCCGACCUCCGAGACCAUCCUUGGACAAAAGUAGACUGGGAGCUGUACAUGGACGGGAGCAGCUUCGUCAACCCAUGAGAGGUGUGUGGGAUAUGGUAACCCUGGAUGCUGUCACUGAAGCCAAAUCGUUGCCCCAGGGCACUUCAGUCCACAAAGCCAAACUCUACUUUAAUUCCGGCCUUUAAGACUGUAAACAUUUACACUGACUCUUGGUAUGCCUUUUUAACUCUCCAAGUGCAUGGGGCAUUCUACAGGGAAAAAGGCCUGUUGAACUCUAGGGGAAAAGACAUAAAGUAUCAGCAAGAGAUCCUGCAAUUAUUAGAGGCAGUGUGGAAGCCCCCAAAAGGUGGCUCAUGCACUGCAGAGGACACCAGCGAGCUUCCACCUCGAUUGCCUUGGGGAACUCCCGAGCUGACUCAGAGGCUCGAAAAGCAGCAUCCACCCCCUACCGGGCAUCAGUCACAGCCCCCGUGCUCCCUCACGCACCUGACCUUGUACCUACUUAUUCUAAAGAAGAGAAGGACUUUCUCCAGGCAGAGGGAGGGCAGGUGAUAGAAGAGGGAUGGAUCCAGUUAUUGGACGGAAGAAUAGCUGUGCCACAACUGCUAGGAGCCGCAGUCAUACUGGCUGUGCAUGAGACCACCCACCUAGGCCAAGAGUCACUUGAAAAGUUAUUAGGCCAGUACUUCUACAUCUCGCAUCUUUCAGCCCUUGCCAAAACAGUGGCGCAGCAGUGUGUUACCUUCCGGCAGCACAAUGCUAGGCAAGGUCCAACCAUCCCCGCCAGCAUACAAGCUUAUGGAGCAGCCCCCUUUGAAGAUCUCCAAGUAGACUUCACUGAGAUGCCCAAAUGUGGAGGUUUGGACUGCCCUUACAAAUCAGCUCAGACAACGGGCCGGCAUUUGUGGCUGACUUGUUACAGAAGGCGGCAAAGGUAUUGGGGAUCACAUGGAAACUACAUACCGCCUACCGACCACAGAGUUCCGGAAAGGUGGAGCGGAUGAAUUGCAGUAUCGAAAAUAGUUUAGGGAAAGUGUGUCAAGAAACAGGAUUAAAGUGGGUACAAGCUCUCCCUAUAGUAUUGUUUAAGAUUAUAUGUACCCCUUCUAGAAGAACAGGAUAUUCCCCUUAUGAAAUAUUAUAUCAUAGGCCCCCUCCCAUACUACAGGGACUCCCAGGCACUCCUCGAGAGCUAGGUGAAAUUGCGUUACAGCAACAGCUACAGGCUUUAGGGAAACUUACACAAACAAUUUCAGCCUGAGUAAAUUAGAGGUGCCCCAGCAGCUUAUUCUCCCCAGUUCACCCUUUGUCCCCGGAUGAUCAGGUGUGGAUCAAGGAUUACAACGUAGGCCCCUUGCGGCCACAGUGGAAAGGACCCCAGACCGUCAUCUUGACCACUGC